AUGUCAGGGGUGCAAAAACUUUAUGGAGAGCUCCAUUCGGGUCAGGACAGAAUUUCAGCCCAAAAAUUUGUUGUGGAUGAUGAGCUGGCAAGGCAGCUUCUUUCCAAGAAAGUGUCAAAAAACAAGCUGAAGCGUGAGGAGGGCACGCUACGUAAGGACGUGGAGCUAUCAAUAGCAAAAGAGAAGAAAGCCUCUGAAAUGGUGAAGGAAGGACGUGAGGAGUUGAACAAAUACCGUAUUGAUAUGAGGAACAACGAGAGAGCAAGAAUCGAGAACGUCAAAUACAUGCGAGCGGCCGAGAACUUUGCAGUGCAGGCAACCAAAGAUUUGAAGAUUGCACAGAAGAUAGAUAACUCAUCGGCCGAGAAGAUAGACGCUGCAAAGAAGGUUCUCAAAUAUGCCCACGUUGCAGAGGUGAAGGCGAAAGUCACCAAUAACCAGAAGAGCUUGAAGAAGAUUGAAACAGAAAUCGAUUCUGAAAUCUCCAGCAUCCACAAAGCGGCAGCGAAACACAAACUUGCUCAAAAGGAGAGAGCUGAUGCGAAAGAAAAUUUAUUUGUGUCGAACGUCAUCCAGAAUGUUCGCAAGCAAGACUUUGGGGGGAUGCUUCCAGUGCAUGUACUUGCUGCUGAAGGUAAAAGUGCACGUGAGGAGAUCAGGGAAGGCUCUGCGGAUUAUCGCAAUGCAGCUGCACGUUUUGCUCGCUCAAAGCAAGCUCUUUCCUUGGCUACCCGGGAGGACAACACUCGUCAUGUUGUUUCAUCGACAGAGAGGACCGACAGGAAAGCUCUUCAGGCUCUGGUGGCUGCCGAAAGAUUGGACCGUGAGAUCCGCAAUUUGCGAACCUCUGCACAUUCUGAAGAGAAAAAGGCGGCUUUUGGUAUCAAUGAGGCAAAGAAAUAUGAAUACAGAGCGGCAAACCUUGGCGCAACCUAA
Guillardia theta CCMP2712 is the source of this 936-nucleotide messenger RNA. RefSeq lists its product as hypothetical. The coding region runs from base 1 to 936 and encodes 311 amino acids. NCBI's taxonomy places the organism in Eukaryota, Cryptophyceae, Pyrenomonadales, Geminigeraceae. The transcript has a single exon. The record is from RefSeq and is a predicted model, not a curated record.